Messenger RNA from Astyanax mexicanus (Mexican tetra), 1563 nucleotides. RefSeq lists its product as uncharacterized. Gene Ontology annotation, biological process: regulation of toll-like receptor signaling pathway. The record is from RefSeq and is a predicted model, not a curated record. Lineage: Eukaryota; Metazoa; Chordata; Actinopteri; Characiformes; Acestrorhamphidae. Bases 216 to 1049 code for a protein of 277 amino acids. The transcript has 3 exons.
UCACUUUCCCAAAGCGUGACCUCCAGCCCUCGUGCUGCCGAGCUUCAGUUCCUGUUGCAGUUUAGAAAGCAGAUCUGUAUAGAUAUGUGGAAAAAUCUACCGAUGUCCAGAGUUAGAUCAGUUCUGAGAGAUAACUAAAGACUUUACCAUCACUGCAUCCACACUGCUACAGUCUACAUCAUUUUAUUUAAUCGAUAAUCCAGGUUGGACUGGACAUGCUGGGAGAAAGCUUUAUACAUGUUUUAAAAUACAGACAAGAUGGAAGUUUCGCACCAGAUACUGCCAGAGCAUCACUCACUUCCUCUACUGACAGUGGUUAUUAUUCCUCUCCUCACUCCCAGGUGAAAGACUCACCAGCAUCCCAGAAGCCUCCAGUCUCAGACGUGAUGCCAGUAGAGAAACAGUCAGGAUCUCAGGGUCCGCACCCCAGCUCUGACCCGUACUUCUGCAAUACCUACGCAAAUCUGAGUCAGAGCCUGCCAACCAGCAAUGCCUUCAACGACACCUACCAGACCUUCCCCGACCUGCCUCUGCUCAGCAUCUCCCACAGCCAGAAGGACCUUCACUCCAUCAGUCCACAGCAGGGAUGGCUCACGACAGACGUGGAUGAAUCCGCACCCCAGCAGCUGCGCUUCAUACCUGAGCAGACCCACCUGCCUGACAACGGCUACCUGGUGAUGGACAGCAGCAUCAUGCUGAACGGGGAGCCUCCCACCAACUCCAUGAUCAACGGUUACCUGGACAGGAAGCUGCAGGAGGUGUACAGCCAGUACCUGCAGGAGAGGCUCACCUGCCCUGGAUCUUCUCCAGGCUACAGCCUGCUCCCUCUCCUCCCCCAGCCCAGCCUGCCUCCCCUCAGUCAGCAGAACUACCCGGACUCAAGCCUGGACCCUGAGACCAGACCGAGCCAGGUACCCCCCCUCACCACCAGCCAGGGGAACCUCAGCCAGAGGGCCAGCUCCAACUUCAGCUCUCCAGUACUGAGAAUUUCCAACGCAGAGCAGCCCAGAAGACCCGGACACUCUGACUGUCUGCAAGAAGGGCUGUAGUAAAGUUUGUAGUAAAGUUUUUUUCAGUGACUUUUAAUGAGAAUAAACUUAAUUACAACCAUUUAUUUUUAAAACUAUAUAUUCAAUGAAAUUGUUUUAAUAAUAAUGUCAAUUUCAGACCUUUUCCUCUAUAUCCACACUGUACUUUUUAAAAGUAAAUUAUGUUAGUAGUAUUCUAUUGUUGUAUAAACCUAAAAAAUCUUAUUUUUACCACUUAAAAAUGAUUAAUUUAAAGAGUAAUACAAUCAACGGGAAGAUGGUUGAUCACAAGCCAUUAAACCAAGCUGAACUGAAUAUUUGAAAUUUUGAAAAAAAAAAAAAAAAGUUAUCCAAAAGCAGUGUGUAAGACUGGUGGAGGAGAACAUGUGUGAAAAUAUAUAAAUAUAUAUAUAUAUAUAUAUUUUUUUGCAUUAUUUGAGUUCUUAAAGCUUUGCAUCAUUUUUCUUAUUUCAUCUGUUUUUUUAUUUAAUUUCUCAUUUUCUGCAAAUAAAUUCUCCAAAUUUCAAUAUUUUAA